Messenger RNA from Thalassophryne amazonica, 4731 nucleotides. RefSeq names its product neuronal cell adhesion molecule a (gene nrcama). Gene Ontology annotation, molecular function: cell-cell adhesion mediator activity. Gene Ontology annotation, cellular component: axon; plasma membrane. The transcript is spliced from 30 exons. Gene Ontology annotation, biological process: axon guidance; brain development; cell-cell adhesion. Lineage: Eukaryota; Metazoa; Chordata; Actinopteri; Batrachoidiformes; Batrachoididae. The record is from RefSeq and is a predicted model, not a curated record. The coding region runs from base 87 to 3983 and encodes 1298 amino acids.
UCUUCAGGUUGAUCGGCUUGUUGACGCCUCUGACUGCUGAACUAAAGGUUUUCCUUGUGACACAGCCGACAGCCAAAGACGGGAAGAUGAGGUGGUUGCUUUCCUUUAGGGCUGUGAUUUUGAUACUCUUGAGUCACAUGACCUCUGCGCUAGAAGUGCCUCUUGAUCCUAAAGUUCUGGAAGGAUUGCCACAACCCCCCACGAUAACACUGCAGUCACCGAAGGAUUACAUCUUUGAUCCACGGGAGAACAUCCUCAUCCACUGUGAGGCCAAAGGGAAGCCUCAUCCCAGUUUUUCAUGGACAAGAAACGGGACCCACUUCGAUGUGGAGAAAGACUCCAAAAUCCUGAUGAAGCCGGGUUCCGGGACUCUGGUCAUCGACAUCAGCGGGGAAAAAGCCGAGGCCUACGAGGGCACGUACCAGUGUACGGCGCACAACAAGCACGGCACUGCCGUGUCCAACAACAUCAUGAUUCGACAGUCCAGGUCCCCCUUGUGGUCAAAGGAGAGGAAUGAGGCCAUCAUGGUGCAGACGGGGGUCUCUCUGGUUCUGCAGUGUCUCCCCCCAGCCGGACUGCCCCCUCCUGUCAUAUUCUGGAUGGACAACAACUUCCAGCGGCUGCCACUGGAUGAACGAGUGUCCCAGGCGCUAAACGGUGACUUAUACUUUUCCAGCGUUCUCCCAGAAGACACCAGGAGUGACUACAUCUGCUACGCCCGCUUCCCACACACGCAGACCAUCCAGCAGAAACAGCCCAUCUCAGUCACUGUGCUGGAAAAGAGACCAGCAGGAGAGCGGCGGCCUGGUUUCAUGGCACCUUUGGGUGCCAGCAGCACCAAAAUGGUCCUGAGAGGAGAGACUCUGGCGCUGGAAUGCAUCGCAGAGGGCUUGCCUACUCCGGAGAUGUCCUGGCAGAAGGAUGGUGGAGAGCUCCCGAGCACCAGAACAUCAUUCAGUAACUUCAAGAAAACCUUGAAGAUCGCUGACGUUAAUGAUGGUGAUGCGGGAGACUACCGCUGUACAGCCAACAACAACCUGGGCAGUGUGCAUCACAUCAUUAAAGUCACUGUCAAAGCGGCUCCAUUCUGGGUCAGUGCUCCCAGGAACCUGAUCCUUGCACCAAAUGAGACUGGUAUCCUGACAUGUCGGGUCAACGGAGAGCCAAAGCCAAAGAUUAGGUGGUUUGUCAAUGGAGUCCCCAUAGCAAAUGUGCCUGAGGACCACAGCCGGAAAGUGGAGGAUGACACCAUUAUCCUUAAUAACGUGCAGACGGGAUCCAGUGCCGUCUACCAGUGCAAUGCAUCCAACGAGUUUGGCUACGUGCUGGCAAAUGCUUUUGUCAGUGUUCUGGCCGAGUCACCGAGGGUGCUAACUGCACCCAACCAAGUGUACCAAGUCAUCACCAACAACCCCGCCUUACUUCACUGUGCCACGUUUGGCUCACCAAUACCAACAAUCACAUGGUUCAAAGACAGGCAGACCAGCAUCCACAAUGGAGACCCGUUUGUGAUCCAUGAAAAUGGUACACUUGAGAUCCAUGUGGCCCAGCCGCUCAAUAGCGGAAAGUACACCUGCAUCGCCACAAACUCACUGGGAAUCAAGGAGAAUCAUGCCUACCUAGAGGUUAAAGAGCCCACCCGUAUCCUGAAGCAGCCAGAGUACAAGGUGGUGCAGCGCGGGAUGAGCGCUGUGUUUGAAUGUAAAGUCAAACACGACCCAUCUCUCAUUCCAACCAUGACCUGGCUCAAAGACAAGGGAGAGCUGCCUGAUGAUGAGAGGUUUGAGGUGGACAUGGACAGCCUGACCAUCAAAGAUGUGACAGAUGAGGAUGAGGGCACGUAUACCUGCAUCAUGAACACCACCUUGGACCAAGACUCAGCCACUGCCAUGCUGACUGUCAUAGAGGCAACUCCUACUCCAGCUAUUGUCUACGAGAAACCGGACCCUCCUACUGACCUGGAAUUGACUGACCAGACAGAGAGAACCGUUCAGCUCACCUGGAUCCCUGGAGACGAACACAACAGUCCCACACAACAUUUCCUGAUCCAGUAUCAAGACCUGCUCCACCAGCCAGGCGUUUGGGUUAACCUUACUGAGGUUGAUGGUACGAGCACCACAGCACAGCUGAACCUCUCGCCAUAUGUCUACUACUCUUUUAGAGUGCUGGCUCUGAACCAAAUGGGUUAUAGUGAGCCCAGCCAGCCCUCACGCCAGUACAGGACCAACCCUGCAGCUCCUGAUGAAAACCCGUCUGAUGUUCAUGGAGAAGGCUCUGAACCAGGCAACUUGGUCAUCUCUUGGACACCUUUGACAGGAUUUCAAUCAAAUGGACCUGGAAUGCAGUACAAGGUACAGUGGAGACAGAAGGACGUGGAUCAGGAUUGGUCCUCGGACACUGUGGCCAAUGUUUCACAGUAUAUUGUAACUGGAACUCCAACAUACAAGCCCUUUCAGAUCAAAGUUCAAGCUCUGAAUGACUACGGCAACGGCCCGGAACCUGAAACAGUGACGGGAUACUCUGGGGAAGACUUGCCUUCAUCUGCUCCUGACAUUGUGCAGGUGAUGGUUCAUAACAGCACUUUAGCAGAAGUGCACUGGCAGCCUGUGUCUCUACCAUCAGUUAGGGGGAAACUACAAGGAUACAAGGUGUACUACCAUCGUGAGCACGGCGUGCAUGAGACAGAAGAGGAGGCGGCGCAGCAAGAGCAAGUGUUGACGUUCAGCGGGAAUCGCAGCGAAGGAAGUCUGCCGGGUCUCCAGCCGUACAGCCGCUACGCCCUCUUCAUUAAGGUUCUUAACAGCAAAGGAGAGGGGCCACCGAGCUCCAACAAGAUGUUUGAGACACCUGAGGGAGUCCCAGGUCCCCCUUCUUUUCUGAACGUUAUCAAUCCAAAUCUGGACUCUCUGACACUGGAAUGGGGUCCACCAGUCAAAAAUAAUGGACGCCUUGUUGGAUACACACUUGAAUACCAACCAGUCAACACAACCAAUGAACUGGGGCCUAUCAAAGUUAUGACAUUUCUAGCCAAUGAGACAUCUGUUACUUUGACAAACCUGAAUGCCAACAAGCUCUACAGGUUCUGCCUAAGUGCAAGAACAAUCAAGGGUUCUGGUCCCAACAUUACAGAAGAGGCCCUGACAGUCAUGGACACAACUCAUAUUGAGCCCACUAUACAGACGGGCAAAGGCCCCACAGAGCCCCCACACCCAACCUUCCCCAUCACUCAGUCUCCGCAUCCCCCAUUUUACAAGGUGCCUCCUUUAGGGCCUGUGUUUGGAACGGUUAACACGUCAGUAUUGGAGGAUGGUGCAGUUAUCAGUUGGGAAUACUUUGGACACCAUAAGAAUGUGUUUGUGGAAUAUACUGUAGAAAACAGUAAAGAGGACUGGAAAAGAGAGUCAGUAAAUGGUUCCCACUCAUAUCUGAUAAAAGAUUUAAAGCCGGGGACGUCCUAUCGGGUUCGGGUGGUAGCUAGAGACCAUGCUGACCCGUCGGCGGUCCACAGCACAGAGGAGCUGUUGGUUCCAGUGCCAGCUGUUGCCAGCCGGCAGGUAGACAUCGCCACCCAGGGAUGGUUUAUAGGACUGAUGUGUGCCAUCGCUCUGCUCAUCUUAGUUCUUCUAAUAGUCUGCUUCAUCAAGAGGAACAAGGGCGGCAAAUACCCGGUGAAAGAGAAAGAAGAUGCUCACCAGGACCCAGAGAUCCAGCCCAUGAAAGAGGAUGAUGGAACAUUUGGAGAAUACAGUGACACAGAGGACCACAAGCCGUUAAAAGGCAGCCGGACGCCCUCCAAUGGAACGGUACGUCGCGACGAGAGCGAUGACAGCCUGGUGGACUACGGGGAGGGCGGGGACGGCCAGUUCAAUGAGGACGGCUCCUUCAUCGGUCAGUACAGUGGCAAGAAAGAAAAAGACACGCACGAAGGCAACGAGAGCUCAGAGGCACCGUCACCCGUCAAUGCCAUGAACUCUUUCGUUUAGCAAAGCCAUGGUUUGGUGGCAACGGCCACACCUUCAACAAUCGGGACUGUCUCUAGGGUGACAGUAGCUGAGGUGGCAGUCAUUAUGGUGGCUUUCAUUUCAGCAGGUGUCCCCAAAACUACUAACAUGCCCUCAUAUCCAUGCUCGCCACCCCGACCCUCUCACCACGCUCCACUGCAGCCUCCUUUGAUCAGUAUACAGACGCUCAACAUGCCCCUCCCCCACCGUAACCGAUUGAAGGAGGUGUGGCGAGGGACAAGAGGACUUUCAGAAACCAAGAAGAAAAGAGAGGAGAAGCAAUAUCGCAAAGCUGAAGGAAUGUACGAGAAGACGUUUUAUCGCUCCGCAUGGAGAUUAGUGGCGAAGUGUGUCAGUGCCAUUUUGACAUUUAUAGAAAAUAUGAUGUAUCCAAAUAUAUAUAUUCUAUCAAAACAUGUGACCCACAGGCAGGCAACGAUCCGCUAAAUUUACUUUCAUAAACACUUGCAUGGAGUAAGACAUGACCCAUUUUGCAUCCACGUGUUGCAGAGGUGGACUGUUAGACUGUAUAUGCUGCACGCCUUCUAGCCGCUGGGUUUGCCUUUUGUAUAUUUUUGGGGGGUGGGGGGUGGUGUAAGUGUUACAGCAUAUUAUAUAUAAAAAGGAAAGUGACAGCAGCGUUUUUGCGGUCAUGGCUGUAAAACGUUUCACUAAGUAGAAGCUAGCCUCUUGUGAGACAUAUGAACUGUACAGAUGUAACAGAAGAAGA